AUGGGAGGCUUUAUAAACAGGCCCAUUCAACCACUGCAGCAGAGUAAAGUGGACCAGGCUUUGGUUAAAAUGAUAGCCACUGAUUUUCAACCGUUCACAAUUGUUGAAGACAGGGGGUUCAGAGCAUACACAGCGGCACUGGACCCAUCAUAUGUGCUGCCAAGCAGAGGCACUAUAUCAAAGCGGAUGCUGCCCAACCUUUUCGAAAAGGUCAGAGCUGAACUCCAAGAGCAGAUUAGGACUGCUCCUGCUGUAUGUUUGACAACAGACUGCUGGACCUCCAACACAACAACAAGCUACAUGUCAGUGACAUGCCACUACAUCACUGACUUUAAACUCAGAUCCAAUUUACUGGACUGUUUUGUUGUCGCAGAGUCGCACACAUCCCAAAAUCUGGCGCAAGAGUUGAGCCGGGUUGCAAAAGAGUGGGGCAUUCAAGAUAAAAUUGCAGCCUGUGUCACUGACAAUGCAAGCAACAUUGUCAAGGCCGUGAAUGACAUUUUGAAGUGGAACCAUGUGAGAUGCUUUGCUCACUUGCUGAAUCUGACGGUCAGAUCUUCAGUUCACCAAACUGAAAUCCAGGCCUUAAUUCUGAAGGUCAAAUCUAUCGCAGAGUAUGUGCGCAGAAGCACAGUGGCCUCUGCAAAGCUUCGGGAAAUGCAACUACAAAUGGGGCAGGUCCAGUUGCGAAUGAAGCAGGAUGUAGCCACACGGUGGAAUUCAACCUACUUCAUGAUGCAGCGUGCCAUCGAAAUCAAGGAACCUCUUGUCUCCACAAUGGCACUGCUCAAUCCACUGCUACCAGCCUUAACUCCCGAGGAAUGGGAUAUCACAAAGGAGGUGUGUGAUAUUCUUAAGCCCUUUGAAGAGGUGAUUGUGGAGAUGAGCUCAGAGAGGUUUGUGACAGGCUCAAAAGCCAUUCUGAUGGCACGGGGGCUCCAGAGAAUUGUUGCCCACAGGCAGAGAAACCCCUCCACCCACGAACCUGUCAAAGGGAUGGUUAAUUUCCUUGCAGCAGAUUUGGAGAAAAGAUUUGGGCAAAUUGAAAGGGUCAGAGUGCUUGCUGAAGCUACACUUUUGGACCCUCGCUUCAAAAAGCAUGCCUUUGUGAUUGAAAGGAACGCAGAGGAAACUGUGUCAAGAGUGGAGCGAGUGACCACUCUGAGGCCAGGGGUCCAGAACCCGACCACUGGGGCCAUGCUGGAGAUCAAGGGAUUCUUGGCAGAGCCACUUAUCCCCCGAAAGGCUGACCCCCUGGAAUGGUGGAGAGUUCGAGCCCAGGUGUACCAAAAUAUAUGCACAGUCAUGAAGACCAGGCUCUGCAUUGUGGCCACAUCUGUCCCCUCAGAGCGUGUUUUCUCGAAAACUGGGCAGAUCAUUAGACAGGAGGAACAGGCUCAGCCCUUCAAAAGUGUGUGA
Molecule: messenger RNA, 1419 nt
Organism: Gymnodraco acuticeps
Lineage: Eukaryota; Metazoa; Chordata; Actinopteri; Perciformes; Bathydraconidae
Product: zinc finger BED domain-containing protein 1-like
Exons: 3
Coding region: 1-1419 (472 amino acids)
Molecular function (GO): protein dimerization activity
Source: RefSeq, a predicted model, not a curated record